AUGGCCGUCUUCCAUCUAUUCAGCCAACUGCCCCCCGAGUUGCGAAUUUGCAUCUGGGAACUCGCCAUGGCGACCCCCCGCCUGGUUGAUCUGCCCGCGCCGGAGCCUCCUGGUUGUAACACCAUCCUCCAGCCCCACACGAAGAUCGGUGACCUCUGGUACCAGCAGGCGCCGGCCUUCUUCUUCGUGAACUGGGAGAGUCGCGUGGAAGCGCUCCGAGUAUGCAAUAUUCGGUUUACAUCGACACCUAGUAACCACGCCAAUGGCAAAGUCCGCCAUAUCAUCAUGGCAUCCCAUGAUAUUCUGAAGGUCGAGCAUACCGAGAUGCAGACAUUCUCAGGCGACUCGAAUCUCGUUCGCAACAUCAUGAGUGGGAACAGGUCCGGCAAAUACACCAUAGCAGCUAUAGUCUGUUAG
Molecule: messenger RNA, 417 nt
Organism: Anthostomella pinea
Lineage: Eukaryota; Fungi; Ascomycota; Sordariomycetes; Xylariales; Xylariaceae
Source: the annotation of a GenBank genome assembly